Molecule: messenger RNA, 1068 nt
Organism: Ailuropoda melanoleuca (giant panda)
Lineage: Eukaryota; Metazoa; Chordata; Mammalia; Carnivora; Ursidae
Gene: ECRG4
Product: ECRG4 augurin precursor
Exons: 4
Coding region: 409-852 (147 amino acids)
Biological process (GO): cellular senescence; anaphase-promoting complex-dependent catabolic process; central nervous system development
Source: RefSeq, a predicted model, not a curated record
GGGAAAGCGAGCAGUGCGCGAGCCAGGCCGGCCGAGAGGGGAAGGGGGGAGAGAAACCUGAGCUGGGACCGGGUAGUCCAUCUCCCCAUCCCUUCCCCUGACCCCUGCGGCCGUCAGUGGCCCCGGCAUCGCGCGCGUCCGUGGCCUUGCAGCCGAGGGACGGCGCCCCCGUGGAGCGGCGGCGGGGGUGACGGUGUGACAGGGGUACGGGGGCCGGGGUGCGGGGCUUGGUGGCGUUCCGAGAGACCGCUUGGCCUGUGGCCCGUUGGCUCUGCGCCCAGCCGUUAGGUCCCGCCCCGGCUGGAAUGUAGGGAGCGCCCGCCUGCCUGCGCCCCUGUCCAGGCGCGCCCAGUCCUCUUGUGCAGCGGCUUGAGGUGCGCGUCUCCCUCCUGCCCUCUCGCCGCAGCCAUGGCCGCCUCCUCCGCGCGGCCCACCGUCUUGGCCCUGAUCGCUCUGGCGCUGCUCCUGCUGCUGUGCCUGGGCCCAGGUGGCAUAAGUGGGAAUAAACUCAAGCGGCUGCUUCAGAAGCGGGAAGCACCCGCUCCGACCAAGAGUAAAGUGGUGGUGGACGAGAGCAAGGCCAAAGAAUUCUUGAACAGCCCGAAGCGCCAGAAGCGGCAGCUGUGGGACCGUUCUCGGCCGGAGGUCCAGCAGUGGUACCAGCAGUUCCUCUACAUGGGUUUCGACGAAGCGAAAUUUGAAGAUGACAUCACUUAUUGGCUAAACAGAGGUCGGAAUGGGCAUGACUACGAUUACUACCAGCGACACUAUGAUGAGGACGCAGCGAUUGGUCCCCAGAACCCCAACAACUUAAGGCACGGAGCCAGCGUCAACUACUACGAUGACUACUGACCAUCACUCCGCACUCCGUGGCCAGCCACAGAAAUGACCCCUUCACUGCCUCACACCAUGUGGCUUCUGCUGGGCUUUCCUUCAGCAGAUCUUUUCUACCCCCUUUCUGCAACCAGGAAGGAAGAGUUAAAACAAAACAACAUCGAUGCCUUUUGAUGUUCCAUGCAAGCACCUAACAAUGCAUUCCAUCAAAAAAUAGAAAUAAAAGCAUUUUGU